AUGACGGACCUGUCCAACCUGCGGACGGCGUCAGCGUAUAUUAACAACCAGCUGCUGUCGCGCGGGCUGCUGCGAGAUGGUAGCACCAUUGACUUUGCCGAUCCGUCCGGCAACGGCGACGUGGCUGUCACGAUGGGGCGGAUCAUCAGCGUGGUCAACGACCUGAUUUUGCGGCGAGACCGAGACGCUGAACAUCGCGAGUCUCUCUCGGCGGCACUGCGAACAGUCCGGGCGGAGUCGCUGCGCCAGACCAACGACCUGCAGCGAACGAUGGAGCGGCUGGCCGAUGCGGAGCGCCACGUCGAUCUGGCCGACGCUGCCGAGAUACAGCUGCGCGCCCAGCUGGCGGCGGCCGAAGCGGCUGGCCGACGACUACGCGACGAUGCCGCGCGCAUGCGCACGCUCGUGGCGCAGACGCGGGCCUCAUGUACGCACGAGGUGCGGAAGCGCGACAGGCAGAUCGACGGCCUGAAAAAGGCCGUAGCUGAGGCUGGACGGGCGCGUGGCGAGCGGCGCAACCCGACCAUCACAUCGAUCACCAUUGGGGGCGGACAUCCAUCAAGCCACAGCAGCGCUGCUUCCUCGCCGAUGCCGUCGGCCGCCAGCGGUUCCGAGUCGGCCGGGACAUCGGGGGGCGCGUACGACCUCCGGAGCGAGACGAACGCGUUUCUGGCCGAGCUGGCACGCGGCCUCAGUGACGACAAUGAAACGCUGCUCGGGCUCGUGCAGCACACCAGCCGACAGCUGAAGGCGAUGAGCUGCUACGACGACGACGAGGGACCGCAGGCCAGAGACGCCGGCGCCGACGCCAGCCUCGAUGCACUCGCCCAGGACAUGGACGAGGUGCUUGAGCACCUGCGCAUCAUCCUGACGAAUCCGGCGUUUGUGUCGAUCGAGGAGGUGAUGCAGCGCGAGUCCGAGAUCGGCCGGCUGCGCGACGGCUGGGAGAAGAUGGAAGGCCGCUGGAAGGAGGCCGUGCAUCUGAUGGACGGCUGGCGACGCCGCAUGGCCACAAACGGACGGUCCGUCAACAUGGAGGAGAUCAAGAUGGGACUGCGACUGAGUCCGGUGCGGGUCAAGAAUGUGGCCGAGACCCGCAGUCUGGGACUGGAGACGCUGGCCGAGGCGGAUGAGAUGGAUGAGGAUGAAGAUGAUGACGACGACGACGAGGAUGACGACAACGACGACGACGAGACGGACGAAAAGAAGGGACUGCAGACAGAAGAGAUGGAGUAUAUCUAUGAGCGAGAGGAAGAGGAUAGAUUGCUGCAACAACAACUGCAGCAGCAGCAGCAGCAACAGCAAGAACGGCAAGAACGGCAAGAACGGCAACAGAAACAGCUCCACAAACUACUGCUAGAGCAACAGCAAGGGCACAGAAGAACGCGCAGCAGCGAGGACGGGUCACUGCGAUUGGUACCGGCUCCAGAAGGCGAAGACGAGCCGCGGCUGUUUGAAGACCUGGACGUCGACAGCGAGGAGGACGAGGAGGAGGAUGAGGAGGACGAAGACGACGACGACGACGACUUGGAGCUGGAUGAGGAGCCCAACGUGCAGAUCCUGGCACAGUCGCUGGUGAUGCCGUCACCAGUGCUGCACCACGUGACUUCGAGCAUGCAACCAGUCAGUCCAGCGCUCAGCAUGGCGGCCAUUGCAGCAAAGCUGGCGGCAUCGGAGCGCGAGGCAGAUGCAGCGCGGGUGCGGGCGAAGCUGCGAGCCGUGCGAGGAACGCGGUUGGGGGUCGAUAGAGCGAAAGAGGUGGUGCGGACGCCGAGAGAAGAAGCCGUCCGGCAGACGGAUCGGUUGCCGGCCGACUCGGUCGAUCCGGUCAAGCGCAGCCGGCCGGUCGACGUGGAUGCCAUGGACGUGGCCGAGCUUGGACUGUCGGGGCAGUCGGCACGCUCAGGACCCGUCCAGCGGUCACUGCGAUCGGCUCAUGCGUCACCCUGCAGCUCGACGGCCGAGCUGGCCGUGCCACGGAGGAAGCUGCAUCGGGACCAGCGGCGGGCCAGCAAGACCGGGAUGGAGCCGAGCAGAGGGCCAGCCAGUGCGGCGAGCAUGCCCAGGAAGCGAAAUGCAAAGGCGGCAGCAGACGGGGCGACGGACAGCGUGACCGCACAGGCUGGCCGCGACGCCAAGAAGGCGAGGACAGCUGAUGACGAGGCUGCUGACUCGGGGCGACCGUCUUUUGGAGGUGCAGCUCGCAGCCGGAUGGAAGCCUUCUGGGAUGAUGGCGUGCAGAAGCAAGCGGACGGUCAGCUGGAGGCGGCCCUGGCAGCGCUUACCAAGAACCAGACACGGCAGCAAUUCAAGGCGGCAGGCGUGCCGCUCAACACGAUCUGUCCGAUCGGUCGAUGCUCGUGCAAAAACUUUGUGGCGGCAGCACAGACACGACGGCAGCAGCAGCAGCAGCAAGAGAGACGAGACCCAUUUCCGAUCAGUCAGCUGGACCUGGAUGCGGUGUACCGGCUAGCAACGUCACGCGGCUGCAGCUGCGGCUCUGGGCGGGUGCGCUGUGACGAGCGGUCGCACGUGGCAGUGGUAGACCGAAUGGCGAUGGUGGCAGCACGGCUGGGUCGUCACGACGAGGCGCUCCGGCUGGCACAGAGCAUCGUGGAUCUGGCGCCACAGCGGGCUGAGGGCUAUCUGCGGCUGGCCAAGGCGGUGAUGGGCAGCAGCAGCCACGACCGAUUCGCGGCUCGCUGUCUCUACGCCCAUGGCCUCCACAACGUGCAGACACACGGCAACGGCGACGACCCUCUCGUGCAGGUCUUGGCCCACUGCAGCGCGCGCUACGGCUCGGCCGACUACCUGCCGCAGCUGCCGGUCGAGACGGUCGAGGCGGUGCUGUCCCAUCUGACGCUGGCCGACGUGCUGCGGUGCUGCCGCGUCAACAAGACGUGGGCAUCGGUGCUGCGACAGGUGCGCGUCCGGCUAGACUACGUCGAGCUGGGACAUCGCUUCGCCGUGCAUCGAGCCGGCCGCGGCUAUCGGCCGGAUGCGCCGGUCGGCCUCGGCUCCCUCGCCCGCCUCUUACGACGACUGCCGCAUCUCGAAGCGGUGGCCCUGAAGCUGAGCGCCCAAGGCUACCUCGAAAAGAACGGCCGGGUCGAUGCCACCGGUGCCAUGGCGCCAUGGAUCGCCGCGGCCCUGCACCAUUUUGCCGGCGUCGAGAGCCUGACGAUCUGGCUGCCCGAAACCUGUCCGCGCAGCUUCGCCGACAUGCUGCGCCAGAACGACAGCCCGCUCCCGCCGUCGCAGCGUGCCCAUGUCUGCCUGCUCAGCCGCUGCCAAACGCUGAGCCUGAGCAACAUCAAUCGCUCCAAUCGUGCCGCCGUGCUUGGACUGCUGACCGACGCCGGCCCGACGAUGCAGUCGCUCCAGUUCUGCUGUUUGAAGAAAGGGACCAGCAUCAGUGUCGACAACGUCGACCUUGCCUUGCCGCACCUGAGGUCCUUCUGGAUCUGCAAAGGCUUGUGGACACUUCUCCCUGCUCUUGAUAUCGUGCCCAGAAUCUGCAUGGCCGCGCCGGGCCUCCAACAAGUCUUCUUCGAUGAGGUUUCCUUCGACUUGACCGUGCACGAGGCCUUUCCGGGCUAUGAUGAGGCGGUGGUGCUGCAGAAUUUGCACACGUUCGCGGUACGCAACAGCAACCUGGGCACCACUCUCGGGUUCCCGGGCCCGUUUCCACGGCUUCCGGCAGCCACGAUGCGGUGCGUUGAACUGAACUGCGCGAACCGCGGCGGCGAAAUAUUGCAAGAUAUGGUGCUGGGAGCGCUCCUGGAAGGCCUUCCGGUGAGCGGUGGGAUGCCGCGACUGGAGGUGUUUCGCUGCGCAGAAUCGCUGAUGGAUGAGUCGCUGGAGCUGCUGCUGCAGAGCACGAGGGGCGGAUCUCUAUACUCGCUAGAGAUCUGCGGCAAGGAACUGGAGGCGUCACUGCUGUACGACGAGUGCCUGGCCGUGCCGCAUCCGAAACAGCUGCGCUGCAUCGGCCUCUGCAACCUUGACUGGGACCCGGACCCAGGACUGCCAGGUUAUGUGGCUGGCCGGUCUGUCAUCGCCUGGCUGGCUCAGUUUCCCUGCCUCGAGGCGGUCCGACUGCAUCUGGAACGGCCCGACGAUGGCCGUCUGUUGCUGGCGCUGGUCGAGACGAUCCGGAAAGCGAGAGAGGCUGCCAAGACGGACGAUGACAGCACGACCCAGAGGAAGAGCCCGUGGGCCAAACUCGUCACUAUCUACUACAAAUGCGGCUCGUCUGUCACGCGAGACCGAGCCGAGAACCAGGCCCGCAGCCUCGGCAUCACCGUCGAUUUCACGGACCGUGAUUUUUUUACGACGCCCACAAUCUUCCCAUACCCGGACAAGAAAGAAGUUUACGCGUGGUGGAAGAAAUGA
This is a messenger RNA of Grosmannia clavigera kw1407, 4395 nucleotides long. RefSeq names its product f-box domain containing protein. Gene Ontology annotation, molecular function: protein binding; transcription cis-regulatory region binding. The record is from RefSeq and is a predicted model, not a curated record. Gene Ontology annotation, cellular component: nucleus. Bases 1 to 4395 code for a protein of 1464 amino acids. Gene Ontology annotation, biological process: regulation of transcription by RNA polymerase II. NCBI's taxonomy places the organism in Eukaryota, Fungi, Ascomycota, Sordariomycetes, Ophiostomatales, Ophiostomataceae. The transcript has 6 exons.